Solanum dulcamara is the source of this 3196-nucleotide messenger RNA. RefSeq lists its product as uncharacterized. Gene Ontology annotation, biological process: recombinational repair. Bases 77 to 2995 code for a protein of 972 amino acids. The transcript has a single exon. Gene Ontology annotation, molecular function: ATP hydrolysis activity. The record is from RefSeq and is a predicted model, not a curated record. NCBI's taxonomy places the organism in Eukaryota, Viridiplantae, Streptophyta, Magnoliopsida, Solanales, Solanaceae.
UUUUUUUCUUCUUCAAAACUACUGAAAUAUAUAGCAUUUUGGUUACCUCCUUGCUUCCCCAUUCAUCACUUUGAGAAUGGAUGAAGAGGGAACUCCUAUUGUUGAUACUCAAUCCCUCACCAUCAAGAUUGCAAAUUCAGGUCAGAAGAAACUGAUAGCAAACACAGCAACAUCAUCACCAUAUAACUCCCCUUCUGUUAUCUCUCCUCCAUCUUCUGCAUUUGUUUCAGCAUUACAAUCACCUUACAUUUCUCCAAGGGCCACUUUAGUUACAAAUCCAACUCAAGAAAAUCAAGAAACUCCCAUUGCUCCUCCUACCUCAGUUGUCCAUCCAUCCCCACCAGUCUCAUACUGCGGUUCGCAAUCUGAUGAUGUUCCCAGCACCUCCUACACUCCACCACCAGAAAGAUAUGAUUUUUCUGAUGAUCCUACAGACACAAAGCUCAAGAUUGUCACCUGUGUCCCUGUUUCAGGACCGGAGACUGAUCCCAGGAUAUCCUUUUCUUUCCCUGUCCCUCGAAUUUCGUUUGCCAAGGGCUCCAUUUCACCUGCUUCCAAUACCAAACUUAGAAGCUGUGAUGUGUAUAUAGGAUUCCAUGGUCAGAACCCGAAUUUAGUACGCUUCUGCAAGUGGCUCAAAUCAGAACUUGAGCUUCAGGGAAUUGCUUGUUUUAUUGCUGAUAGAGCAAAGUAUGCAGAUAAUCAAAGCCAUGAGAUUGCUGACCGAGUUAUAUGCUCAGUAACCUUUGGUGUCAUAGUUGUAACUGGUUGUAGCUUUUUCAACCAUCUUAGCUUGGAGGAAAUAAGAUUCUUCGCGCAAAAGAAGAACUUGAUUCCGUUGUUCUUUAACACGGAUGCCAAUGAAAUUGCAAGUCUUUUUAACCGUAAUGGUGAUACCAAGAAAUGUAAAGAGGCACUGGAUGUAAUACUAAAGUGCCAUGAUCUUAGAUUGGAGACAAAUGAGAGUAAUUGGAGAUCCUGUGUUUCGAAAACAGCUGGGAUAUUAAGGGCCAAACUUGGCAGGAAAAGUGUUGUAGAAAAGUGUACAGAAGGCUUUGAAGAGUUGCCCUUUCCAAGGAAUAAAAGUUUUGUGGGAAGAGAGAAAGAAAUUAUCGAUAUAGAGACGACUCUUUUUGGCUCUGGGGAUUCUUUCGAGCAAGAAAGUGCAGUCCCAAUUGUCAAAGGAGGAACACCUGGACAAUCUGAAGGUCUAGCAGAUGAUGAAAGUGAAGCUGAUGCUGGCAGAGGCAAAUACAUAAAUCUAGAGAUAGGAAAGAACACGGAAACAAAUAAAGAAGCUUGGGUCGAACGAAAUUCAUUGAAGAGGCCAAAGUACAGAAAAUCAAGAAGUGGGAAGGAUAAGAAUUUGAGUAUGAGUGUUGUAUGCAUAAAUGGCUUGCCUGGUGUUGGAAAGACAGACCUCGCUUUGGAAUUUGCUUACAGGUAUUCACAAAGGUACAAGAUGGUCUUGUGGGUAGGGGGUGAAGCUCGCUACUUUCGACAGAACAUAUUGAACUUGUCUCUAAAUUUGGAGCUGGAUGUGAGUGCCGAUGCUGAGAAGGAAAGAGGGAGGAUAAGGAGUUUUGAUGAGCAAGAAUCAGAAGCAUUCAAGAGAGUUAAAAGGGAGAUGUUCCGCGACAUGCCAUAUUUACUAAUUAUAGACAAUUUAGAGACUGAGAAGGAGUGGUGGGAAGGAAAGGAUCUUCAUGAUUUGAUACCAACUAACACUGGUGGUACCCAUGUCAUUAUCACAACACAACUCAACCGGGUUAUGAACUUUGAUCCGUUGCAGCUUCAGCCAUUGGCCACACCUGAUGCCAUGAUUUUGAUAAGGGGAAGACGUAAAAAGGAGUAUCCGGCUGUUGAGGUAGAAUUCCUCCAUAAAUUUGAUGAGAGAUUGGGAAGGUCUAGUUUUGGUCUGUGGGUGGUUGGUUCCUUGCUAUCGGAGCUUGCAAUUUUGCCAUCUGCUCUUUUUGAAGCUGUGAAUCAGGUUCCAGUUGAAGAAACCACAAGUUGCUGUAAUCUAUCCAUUCCACAUCAACAAUUCUGUAGAACCAAUCCAUUUUUAAUGAAAACAUUGGUUUUUUGUACAGCCCUCUUGCAACAAAGCAACGAUAGCAGGGACUCCGUUGCUUCAAGAAUGCUUCAGGUAGGAGCAUGGUUUGCUCCAGCACCUAUCUCGGUGAAUUUACUGGCAGCAGCUUCAAAGAAAAUUCCUGUAAACAGAAACAGGUUCAAAAAGUGGACUAAAUGUAUGAAGGUUGCUCUAUGCUUCUACUCAGGCCAUUGCCUGACAAGCCAAGCAUGGAAGAGCGAAGAGGAAUCAGCACUACUUCUAGUUAAACUGGGUUUGGCACGAAAAGCCAACAGGCAAACAGGAUGCUGGAUACAAUUCCAUCCCAUCACGCAGAUUUUUGCUAAAAGGAAAGAUGGACUAGUUGCUGCUAAAGCCAAUGUACAAGGUGCAAGGAAACUUGGAAACCCGAUAACAGAUUCUGACCAUCUUUGGGCAUGUGCUUUCCUUGUGUUUGGUUUCAAGUCCGAACCACCAGUAGUUCAGCUCAAGGCAAUGGACAUGGUUUUCUUCAUCAGAAAAACAGCUCUUCCUUUGGCAAUUAGCGCCUUCACAACAUUCUCAAGAUGCAACUCGGCCUUGGAACUCUUGAAGGUCUGCACAAAUGUGCUCGAAGAAGCAGAGAAGUCAUUUGUUUCUCAAAUACAGGAUUGGUGCCACGGAUCUCUGUGCUGGAAAAAGAAGCUGCAAUCCAACCAAAGAGUGGACGAGUAUGUUUGGCAAGAGGUGACAUUAUUGAAAGCUACCCUGCUGGAAACUAGAGCAAAGCUGCUACUAAGAGGAGGCCAUUUUGAUAGCGGAGAGGAUCUUUGCAGAACCUGCAUUAGUAUCCGAACCGUAAUGCUGGGUCAUAACCAUGCUCAAACUUUGGCUGCUCAACAAACACUAGCCAAAUUAGUAAGGAUGAGGAGCAAAAUAUGAGCCCAAAACUCCCCUUUUUGGUGGCUCAGUUUUGUUUAUUGUGGCCAAGCAAUCCACUCUUUAGUUCAUGUAACAUAGAAAUCAUCCAUUAUCAAGUACUUUUCACCACAUCAGUUCAACUUAUACGAAAUGCAUAUCGAUUUCAGCAAUUUAUUCAUUUGAUUAAGCAAAUUUAAGUAUUUAACCAAUUGUCACAUGAUC